AUGAAUCUUGGCGAAGAAGCGAUCACUCAACGCCAAGCACGUCAUUUUUCAUAUGCCGACGUGAAGCCAAUGCGCAUUAAUGUUCCCAUUCGAGAAAAAAGGUUCCGUGUUGCUGGGACGAAGAACAAUCCGGAUAUGCCACCACCGUUGCAGCAAGGUAGUCCACUGCUGACAUGGCUACUGCCUGACAAAACGCGUUCUCGAGUAUCUCGUGAGACUGACACUUGGAUACCGCAAGUAGAGGUCUGCACCUAUUCGGGCCCGCAUCGACGGUUAUGGAUGGGUCCUCAAUUCAAGUUCUUCGAGUACCGUGAGGAGAACACCAGUGCUGAAUUGAUGACGCCUUCAGAGUCAAGGCACUCUUUGUCGUCCAUAAAAUCGAUUCCUGUGGUGAUAGGAGGUGCUGGUAGUAGCUGUGCAAAUAGUGAAGCUACGCGUAUCGAGUGCGGGUCGUGGGCAAGUGAAGUCUCGAUGGCAAUGGGUGAUGCAGUGAAUGCGAGCGGCAGCGACAUCAGUGGUCAGAUUGCUGAUGCAAUGCGCGAUCUUGAACUGGAGGAUCAG
Messenger RNA from Ostertagia ostertagi, 561 nucleotides. NCBI's taxonomy places the organism in Eukaryota, Metazoa, Nematoda, Chromadorea, Rhabditida, Trichostrongylidae. The record is from the annotation of a GenBank genome assembly.